AUGCAAACAUCAAUCGCAUUCUCUCCAUUUCCAAACACACUCAUCAAAUUCAGAACACAACCUUCCAAACCAAACCCUAUUUUCCAUCGAACCAAACCAUCUUCUCCCAUUACACUAUGCAAUUUUCAACCUCAAUCACCCUCAAUCCCUUCCACACUGAAAACCCCCCAAUUCCGCUUCUCCAACGCGGGUCCUCUUCGUUGCGGCAUUUCGUCGAACAGCGAGAGCGCAAAUGUGGGUGAGAGGAGUUUAAGGCAGUGGGUCGAGCUUACUGGUGAGGUGAUAUCCACGGCCUUUCCUUUGUGGGUUACGAUUGGGUGUGCAUUGGGUUUGGUGAGACCGAGUUCAUUCAAUUGGGUUACUCCUAAAUUGAGCAUUGUGGGUCUUAGUGUAAUUAUGCUUGGCAUGGGUAUGACUUUAACUCUUGAUGAUCUUCGUUCUGCUCUUUCUAUGCCUAAAGAAGUCUUCUCUGGUUUUUUCCUUCAAUAUUCGGUGAUGCCAUUAUCUGCAUUUUUUAUAAGCAAACUCUUAAAUCUUCCCUCACAUUAUGCAGCUGGUUUAAUAUUAGUUGGGUGCUGUCCAGGAGGCACAGCUAGUAAUAUUGUUACAUAUCUUGCACGUGGAAAUGUGGCGCUUUCUGUUGUAAUGACAGCUGCAAGUACUCUAUCAGCCGUGAUCAUGACUCCUUUUCUGACAGCCAAACUAGCUGGUAAAUAUGUAGCUGUGGAUGCAGCUGGCUUAUUAGUGUCGACAUUGCAGGUUGUGCUUUUUCCUGUAUUAGCUGGUGCGCUUCUGAAUCAGUAUUUCCAACCUCUUGUUAAACUUGUAUCUCCAUUGAUGCCACCCUUGGCCGUUGCAACUGUGGCAAUUUUAUGUGGAAAUGCAAUUUCACAGAGUGCUUCUGCAAUCCUUAUGUCUGGAAGACAGGUAAUCUUAGCCGUCUGCCUUCUUCAUGCUUCUGGUUUUUUCUUCGGAUACGUUCUUGCAAGAAUUCUCGGGCUAGAUGUGCCAUCAUCGCGAACCAUAUCCAUUGAAGUUGGCAUGCAGAACUCGGUUCUCGGUGUAGUUCUGGCUGCCAAGCACUUUGGAGACCCCCUAACGACAGUACCUUGUGCUGUUUCAAGCGUAUGUCACUCAAUCUUUGGUAGCAUAUUGGCAGGAAUGUGGAGACGUUCUGUGCCUCCCGAGAUAAAGGACUGA
Lathyrus sativus (Indian pea) is the source of this 1200-nucleotide messenger RNA. The record is from the annotation of a GenBank genome assembly. NCBI's taxonomy places the organism in Eukaryota, Viridiplantae, Streptophyta, Magnoliopsida, Fabales, Fabaceae.